CCACCGACGGACCGAACCCGUUGGAAGAUUUGUUGCCGUGCUCACGUAGUCCAUCUUCUUUCCCUUUCCGAGUCGUCUCUCAUACAUCCUUUUCCCAGUUGAUCGUGUUGCCUUUGGUCGUCUCGUCUCAUCCCCCGACUGCGUCUCUCUUCCUCCCCCCUACCACCCAUCCUGUUACUCCAUGACCAUGAUACACUCCGGUUCCCUGACACUCCUCUGCGUCCUUGCCCUCGGUGCUUUCCCGGCAAUGGCGUUGCUCUCGCCGACUCUGUCCCACCGCGGUUCCAAUGGCGCCGUCCAGGGGUCGCCGUCGUACGCGCAAACACCUUGCUCCUUCCCCCGCACCCCUACUCUUCUCUACUCCAUGAACACGGACAACAAGAGUUCCACCCCGUCGUCGUCAUCAUCGUCGUCACCCGUCUCGGACCUCACCAAAAUGGUCAACGACGUCGACUUUUCUUCUUUGCUCGACAACAAGGACCAAAUCGUCAAGAACGUCAGCGACGGGGAAUUCGGCAAACGCGGGGAAGUAUACGUCGUCGCCCAGUUCGUUCUACUCGGCGCCAUCUUCUUCGGUGGCGUUCCCGUCGUCGGUGACUUUUUAUUCUUCCUACUCGGACCCGGACUCCUCCUACUCGGCAUCGGGACCACGCUCCUAGGAUUGAACGGACUCGGCGCUUCCCUCAGUCCCUGGCCCGUCCCUUCUUCCAACACUCAGGGUCUCGUCCGCGACGGUAUCUACGGACAAGUACGACACCCCGUCUACGCCGGACUGCUCGCCGCCGCCGCCGGAUUCGCCAUCGUAUCCGGAUCCGCCACCCGACUCCUACUCACCGCCGCACUCUGGUACCUACUCGACCUCAAAUCCGAUUUCGAAGAAGACGCCCUCGCCGCACAGUUCCCCGACUACGAUGACUACCAAACCAAAGUGCCGCAAAAGUUUGUGCCCCAGGUCGUCUUGAACGCCCUCCCAUGGACCGUACAAAUCAAGUAAAAGGCAAUCACCGAGAGCAACCAGCAAUCGCAACGCCAUUUCCAAUACCCCAAACGCGAUCCUAAAAACUCUCUGCAUUCCACUCACGUGGGCGAUUCCACUGCUACCGGGGUUUGCCCAACCCACAUUCGGAACCCCCACUUGGCCACCCACCCCAGCACCCAUACACUCAUUAUCACUACACACGCAUCGUUGAGCCUACACCAAAUAUCAACCGUACGAGAAAAGACGUCCCAAACAACGACUAUCAAUUACACAACUCCGUAAACGCUCAAUGCUUAUUAUACUAAAUUGAAAGGAAAGCUCGCCGA
Phaeodactylum tricornutum CCAP 1055/1 is the source of this 1305-nucleotide messenger RNA. RefSeq lists its product with no specific name. The coding region runs from base 182 to 994 and encodes 270 amino acids. The transcript has a single exon. The record is from RefSeq and is a predicted model, not a curated record. NCBI's taxonomy places the organism in Eukaryota, Bacillariophyta, Bacillariophyceae, Surirellales, Neidiaceae.